This is a messenger RNA of Anastrepha ludens (Mexican fruit fly), 5287 nucleotides long. RefSeq names its product glutamine-dependent NAD(+) synthetase (gene Nadsyn). Gene Ontology annotation, cellular component: cytoplasm. NCBI's taxonomy places the organism in Eukaryota, Metazoa, Arthropoda, Insecta, Diptera, Tephritidae. Gene Ontology annotation, molecular function: ATP binding; NAD+ synthase (glutamine-hydrolyzing) activity; glutaminase activity. Gene Ontology annotation, biological process: NAD+ biosynthetic process. The record is from RefSeq and is a predicted model, not a curated record. The coding region runs from base 1515 to 3875 and encodes 786 amino acids. The transcript is spliced from 14 exons.
AUAAUAAGUAUGGCAACACUCUUCACUGGCAGAAAUUGGGCAAAUCAGAAAUCAAAUUUUGACAGCUUUUUGUUCGUGUGCAAAGAAAAAAGUUGUUUAAUUGUUUACUCUGUUUUAAGUUACUUAGAAUUUCGGAAAUUUCCAUAAAUUUGCGAUAAUUGAAAGUGAAAUCUAAAAUGCUAGUUUUCUGAAGAGUGUUCAUCACAAGAAAUCCGUAAAAUUACCUAAAUACAGGAUUGCUGGGCCACCGGGAUCUCUCUUAUCCCUUUUGGAUCAUUCAGCGGAAAAAAUCAGUGAUCAAAAACUCUCUCUUAUCAUCAAGAACGGAAUAAAUUGCAAUAAAUACUUUUUUUUAGUUCGAAUUUGAGGAAAAAAAAUAAUUUUGGUAAUCCUUUCACAUUCUUUUGCAUUAAGAGUCUUGGUGUCGUAAGUUUAUAUGGACGCAAGGUAUUUGGAGUACAUCGUACAUUUCGAGUGGUGAUGCAAAAAGGUUAAGCUCAAGGCGCAUUCAGUAAAGGUGGUGGCACUAGACCAUCAACAAUAUUUGGUAAAAUACUAAAAUAUUUUAGCAAAAUACGCGGAGUGAACAAAAAGGCGAAUAGGAGGCAGUAUGCAGGGAGUUUUUGCGGGUCAUUUGAAUGAACUUUCUGGUACGCCGAAAUUAUUCAUUUAAAGAAGCCAAUAAACACACUUCGUUCAUAUAUGUUAAGAGAGCUCUUUUCUCUGGCGGCUGUGCUACUUUGUGUCUCUUUUCGGAGUCUCCCUUGAAGGUUCAGCGCACCGCACAGCAGCGUGUCCUAAUUGUGCGUCUUGGGGCUUCCGCCGCCUGGUUGGAAAGGUUUGGCAUACACAUCAAAGUAUAAAUCACUGGUCUACGUAUGUAUCACAGCAACUACAACAAGAACAAUUGCGUUGUAAGCGGAUGACUGCAGCAACAAAAAAAUAAAAUAUUAAUAGAGAAGUAAACAGAAACAACGAUCCUUCCAAUAUCCACUAACAAAAAAAAACACUGUAAUAAAAGAAAAAAGUACAACAUAAAAAGUAACAACAACAACGCAACAACCACACAUCGACAAGUCACCUACAACGACUUUCUGCAAAAAGACUUGAAACACAAUAACAACAACAACAACAAAACGUGAAACUUAGUAGCAACAGUACAACAACACGAAUGCAAAAGAAGAAAAAUUGUGCAGCUUACAGAGAAAUCCAAGGGGGAAGUGGCAAGAGAAAGCAGCCAACUUUGGCGUACAAAUAAUAGUUAACUAGGACACACCUGUUGUUCACAGCGACUAUCCUUGUUGUAGUUGUCACAUCAUUGGGUUCAACGAACACACUCAUCCGAUACUUGACAAUAAUCUUACCGCUAACAUUUACACCAUCAACGCCAGCUUUAAGUCUAAAACCUAAAUCAAUUUGUGAUUUGUGUGCGCAUUUUCUUACUGCCAUUGCACCACCUCUAGUGCUCUUGUUGUCAUCCGUAAACCGUCAUCCGUCAUCUGUCAUUCAGUAAAAUGGGUCGAAAAAUCACCGUCGCCAUUUCAACGCUUAAUCAGUGGGCACUUGACUUUGAAGGUAAUUUGGCGCGCAUUUUGCAAUCCAUACUGGAGGCAAAGGAUAUGGGCGCCUGUUAUCGUACCGGCCCAGAAUUGGAAGUAACUGGUUACAGCUGCGAAGAUCACUUUUUCGAGCCGGACACAUAUCUGCACUCGUGGGAAACGCUCCUGGAGAUAAUGCUUUCGCCACUUUGCGAAAAUAUGCUCAUCGACGUUGGUAUGCCGGUUAUGCACCGCAAUGUUGCCUACAAUUGCCGUAUUGCCUUCUUCAAUCGCCAAAUAUUGCUCAUACGCCCUAAAAUGGCAAUGGCCGACGAUGACAACUAUAGAGAAUCGCGUUGGUUUACUUCCUGGACAAAGGCUCUUCAAACGGAAGAGCAUUAUCUGCCACGCAUGAUCUCUCAACAUACCGGCCAGACGACUGCACCAUUUGGCGAUGCGGUUAUCGCUACAAAGGACACCUGCAUCGGUUACGAGAUUUGCGAAGAACUGUGGAAUGUACGAAGCAAACAUAUCGACAUGUCACUUUCGGGAGUUGAGAUCAUUGUUAACGGUUCUGGAUCUUAUAUGGAACUGCGCAAAGCGCACAUUACCACCGAUCUGAUGCGCAAUGCCAGCUUCAAGGCAGGUGGCGCCUAUCUGUUCAGCAACUUACGGGGUUGCGAUGGGCAACGUAUCUACUUCAAUGGCUGCUCGGCCAUAGCCAUGAAUGGCGAAAUUGUCGCCAGAAGCAAGCAAUUUGCUCUGCAGGAUGUGGAAGUCACUUUGGCCACCAUUGAUCUCGAAGAGAUACGCUCGUAUCGCGUCUCGCUACGUUCUCGCUGCAAUUACGCCGCCUCCGCGCCGAGCUAUCCGCGCAUCACUUGUGACUUUGAGAUGUCAACACACAAUGACAUCUUCAAAAGUUCUUCCACACCACUGCAGUGGAUUUAUCAUUCACCCGAGGAGGAAAUUGCCAUGGGCCCUGCCUGCUGGUUAUGGGACUACCUACGGCGUUCUGGCCAAGGUGGCUUCUUUUUGCCGCUCAGCGGUGGUGUUGACUCCAGCAGCUCCGCCACUAUUGUAUACUCCAUGUGCCGCAUGAUCGUGAAUGCCGUGCAAGGCGGUGAUGCCCAGGUACUACACGAUAUCCGAAAAAUACUCGCCGACUCCGAGUACACACCCGAUAAUCCGGCAACUCUUUGCAAUCGCUUGCUAGUCACAUGCUUCAUGGGUAGCGUCAACUCUAGCAAGGAGACACGGCGUCGGGCGGCACAGCUGGCUAAUCAGCUGGGCAGCUAUCACAUCGAAAUCAGCAUUGACACUGCCGUGAAUGCGCUGUUGAGCAUUUUCAAUGCGGUUACUGGUCUCACGCCACGCUUCCGCACGCAGGGCGGAUGCGCGCGUCAAAAUCUAGCGCUGCAGAACAUACAAUCGCGCAUACGCAUGGUGCUGGCGUAUAUGUUUGCGCAACUUAUGUUGUGGGUACGCAAUCGGCCAGGUGGAUUGUUGGUGCUUGGCUCGGCGAAUGUAGACGAAGCCUUGCGCGGCUAUAUGACGAAAUACGAUUGCUCAUCGGCGGAUGUAAAUCCUAUUGGCGGAAUUUCGAAAACCGACUUGCGACGCUUUCUCAACUAUGCGAAGGAAAAAUUUAAUUUAACUGUGCUGGAGUCAAUUAUUGAAGCGCCUCCCACUGCCGAACUGGAGCCACUGCAAGAUGGCCAACUCGUACAAACAGACGAACAGGAUAUGGGCAUGACUUAUGUGGAGUUGAGUGAGUACGGACGUUUGCGUAGGCAGGCGCGCUGUGGACCAUACAGCAUGUUUUGUAAACUGGUGGCUACAUGGCACGCUGAUCUGAGUCCCAAAGAGGUCGCCGACAAGGUAAAGCACUUCUUCCGUUGCUAUGCCAUUAAUCGUCACAAGAUGACUGUGCUCACGCCAUCGGUGCACGCCGAAAGCUAUAGUCCUGAUGACAAUCGAUUCGAUCAUCGUCCAUUCUUGUAUCGCGCCAACUGGAGUUGGCAAUUCAAGGCCAUCGACGAUGAGGUGGAGAAACUGCAACCCGGCUACACGCCCACCUCAACGCAUAUGCGUCCGAGCAGCGAUGAUAUGUUGUCGCACGAAUGCUUGCAUCCUUCCGCACAUCGCUCGUCACAUUUGGGUUCGAAGAACUCAUCGCCAUUAUCGUGCUCUUCCAUCGAAGGUGGUGGCGCUGGCGGCAUCGGUGCUGGACCCAGCGGCAGUAUGGGUACUUUGGGUAAAAAGCCCAGCGGCUAUUCAAAGAUUCAUGUGAAUGUGCUCGGCAAGAUUAAGGAUCGCACUGGCAUACCGGUUUAGGAUAUGUGGUUUGAGGAAUGGCGUUUGGAAGUUUGUGUCACAACGCAGCGGGUGAAUAGGUAAUGCAAGUGGAGGUGUGCCAGCUUAUAGGCGUGACAUUAUAUUUUUAAUUAUUAUCCAGUUGGGUGUUUAAACAGUUUUUCAAUUUCCUUAAUUUCUUUCAAGAGGCAAAGACUAGGAUAAGUUUUUUUUUUCUUUAAAUGUCUUUAAAGAUAUGAAAGUUAAUAGAUUUGCCAAUUUACAAAGUAAAGUCCAAAAUAAACCAGACUGAGCUAAAAUAGAAGCGACAGGAGCUUGGUUCUGAUAACUUCGAGUUUAUUUAAUCAGAAUUGUACCCUCUGGCCUCGAUAAACGGUUUGACGCGAUGUAAAAUCUUUUCGAAAGAGUGUUUCAGGUCAUUGACUAGAAUGUUCUGCAGAAUGUCGGUACAAGCCUUUUCGGUGGCUUCUACGGACGCAAAACGUUUUCCUGUCCGAAUAGGUAGAAGUCACAGUGAGUGAUUGAUGGUUAAAAUGCGAUUUCUAGUCAAAAAAUCAGUCACAAGAGUGGAUCGAUGAGAUGGUGCACUACCAUGUAAUAAGCGCCAGUUUCCUCCUUCGAGGUAUUCAGGGCGAAUUCGACGAAUGCGAUGCAACAAACGCUUCAAAACGCUAAGAUAGAAAAUUGCAUUGACGGUUUGGCUCGUUGGCACGAAUUCCCUGUGGAUAUUUCCUUUGGAAUCGUAAAAACAAAUGAGCAUCGACUUGAUUUUUGACUUCUCCAAACGCGAUUUUUUGGGUGGUGGCUCGUCUGGGGCCUUCCAUUCGGCACUUUCACGCCUUUUUUAGGUUCAUGUUGGAAACACCACAUUUCAUCACCAGUUUCAAUGUUGUAAAUGAAGUUCUGGUAUUUUCACCCCUCUUUAAUGAGGUUUUUCGAAUGUUGAAUUCUGAGCAAUUUUUGGGUUUCUGUUAACUUGUGUGGAAUGAAACGUGCACAGACCUUUCGCAAGCCCAAAUGAUCAAUUAAAAUGCGAUAAAUCGCUGGUUUGGAGAUACUUAACUCCGAUUCCAAGAGUUUCAGCGAUGAUUUCAGUUCAUUUUUGAUAAAUUUACGAACAAAUUCGAUGAAGUUUUCGGUGCAUUUUGGGCGGCCCGUAUGUUCACUGUCAUUUAGGUCCUUACAACUAUCUCUGAAACGUGUAAGCCAUUCAAUAACUCUGACAAGAGAUAGACAGUCGUCAUCAUAAACUUUUUUCAUCAAUUCAAAUCUUUCGCUAAUCGUUUUACCGAUUUUAAAACAAAAUUUGAUAUUAGCUCUUUUUUUGAAACUCAUUUUUGUACCGAUGACACAAACAUACUGACACUUUAGACGCAAUAACUUCGCUUCCACUGUACCGAAUGUCACCAAGCUUUCACUAGAAGUCAGCUAGG